Molecule: messenger RNA, 3709 nt
Organism: Drosophila albomicans
Lineage: Eukaryota; Metazoa; Arthropoda; Insecta; Diptera; Drosophilidae
Gene: Flo2
Product: flotillin-2
Exons: 8
Coding region: 185-1501 (438 amino acids)
Biological process (GO): regulation of myoblast differentiation; protein localization to plasma membrane
Cellular component (GO): plasma membrane
Source: RefSeq, a predicted model, not a curated record
AUUGGCAAUAAGAAUCGGUAUAUUUUGAAAUUCAAGUUGCGACCAUACUGAAUACCAAUUCGAUUACGGAGUUCUGCGCUUUAUUGUGAACUCACCGCAUUUACAGUUUGAUCUGUAAGCGUAUAUUAUAUUCAAGUAAUUAAAAGGAGAACUUCCCCCACUCCCAAGAGAAUCGUCUUCCAACAUGGGCAACAUACACACAACGGGCCCCAAUGAGGCGUUAAUUGUUUCAGGUGGCUGCUGCGGUUCCACAAAGAAGCGGACAAUCGUCGGAGGCUGGGCUUGGGCCUGGUGGCUGGUGACGGACGUGCAGCGUCUCUCCCUCAACGUGAUGACUUUGAAUCCAAUGUGCGAGAACGUGGAGACCGCUCAGGGUGUUCCAUUGACUGUGACGGGUGUGGCGCAGUGCAAGAUCAUGAAGUCAUCUUCGUAUAAAAAUAAAGAUUAUACAAACGACGAGGCCGACGAGCUGCUUGGCACGGCCAGUGAACAAUUUCUGGGCAAGAGCGUCAAGGAGAUAAAGCAAACGAUCUUGCAAACGCUGGAGGGACACUUGCGCGCCAUAUUGGGAACGCUUACAGUCGAAGAGGUGUACAAAGAUCGCGACCAGUUCGCUGCAUUGGUCCGCGAGGUGGCCGCACCUGAUGUCGGACGCAUGGGCAUCGAGAUCCUCUCGUUCACCAUCAAGGAUGUCUACGAUGAUGUGCAGUACUUGGCCUCGCUGGGCAAGGCGCAGACGGCGGUGGUGAAGCGUGAUGCCGAUGCCGGUGUUGCCGAGGCGAAUCGUGACGCUGGCAUUCGGGAGGCCGAGUGCGAGAAGAGCGCCAUGGAUGUGAAAUACUCGACGGACACGAAAAUCGAGGACAACACGCGCAUGUUCAAACUGCAGAAGGCCAAUUUCGAUCAGGAGAUCAACACGGCCAAGGCUGAGUCGCAGUUGGCCUACGAACUGCAGGCGGCCAAGAUUCGCCAGAAGAUCCGUAACGAGGAGAUCCAGAUCGAUGUCGUCGAGCGUCGCAAGCAGAUCGAGAUCGAGUCGCAGGAAGUUCAGCGCAAGGAUCGCGAACUUAUCGGCACUGUCAAGCUGCCCGCCGAGGCUGAGGCUUAUCGUGUGCAGACCAUUGCCCAGGGCAAACAAUGCCAGACCAUCGAGGGAGCCCGCGCUGAAGCCGAGCGCAUUCGAAAGCUCGGUUCAGCCGAGGCUCAUGCCAUCGAGCUGGUGGGCAAAGCGGAGGCAGAACGCAUGAGGAUGAAGGCGAAUGUGUACAAACAGUACGGCGAUGCGGCCAUUAUGAACAUUGUGCUCGAGUCGCUGCCCAAGAUUGCUGCUGAGGUGGCCGCACCGUUGGCCAAGACGGAUGAGAUUGUGCUGAUCGGUGGCAACGAUAAUGUGACCAACGAUGUCACUCGUUUGGUGGCCCAACUGCCGCCCUCGAUCAAUGCCUUGACCGGAGUGGAUCUGUCCAAGGUGCUGUCGAAGAUACCCGGAGCCAAGGCGUGAAAUCUGCUUGAAUGGGAUGUGCAACAAAUGGCAAUGACGACGUAACCCCCCAAGAAAAGGAAUUGCAAAAUGGAAGAAGCGAAAUGAAACGACAGAACGACAUCAAAAGAGAUAGAGAUAGAGCGAUAGAGCGUUAGGCGUAGAGCGCGCGAGCGAGUGAGUGAGAGAGAGAGAGCGAAAGAGAAAACCACACAAAGGAAGAGUCUAAAGAUAAUCUAUAUAAAAGAACACACAACUACAAUAAAACUAAAAGAAAAAGUAAAAACAUAAAAUGAGAGAAUAACAGUUAUAGCAAAAUGUACUCCGAUAUUACGUGUCAGUGUGUCUAUGUGUGUCUGUGUGUGUGUGUGUCAAUAUGCAGAUCUGUAUAAGGAUCAGCAAUAUAAACAAACAAUCGAAACUUUUGCAUUUCGCACGCAUUCGCAAAACGCAUUUUGUGGCCUUUUCUCGAUUAAUAAGAAAUACCAAAAACAACAAAAAAAAAAUAACAGCUAUAAAAAGCAAAAAAAAAAGUAAAACUCAUUGUGCGUAGUUUGUUGGUAUUGAUAAUAACUAUAUACUAUAUAUAUUUACAUGUCAUUUGUCAAUGUUGUAAUCGCUGUCAUUUAGUUCAUAAGCAUAACAACAAGAAACAGAAACAUCUAAUACAGCAACGCACAACGAUCAUCAAAUAGUUUUGAUUCAAGCAUUCGGAUCGGCAGUCGUUCACCAACACUGUCGUUCACCAACACUCUUUUCGACCGUCUCUAUUCAGUUCAAACUACAACAACUGCCUCAACAACAACAACAACAUCAACAACGACAUCAACGUGCCAAAUGAUGGGCACCCUAAUACACACACACACACACACACACACACACACUAACACAUUCAGUUGAUGCACUUUCCAACACUAUUUUUUCAAUGAGGCCGCUCUUCCACACACACUCUCAUACACACACACACAAACGACACGCGUUCAAUUCAAUAUUUUUUUUCUAUUAUUAUGAAUAUCAUUACUAAUUUUUUGUACGUUUUACAACACUAUUUAUGUUUAAAUUCUGUUUAACCCCCGUGUUUUCUGUUCCAUCUGCAUUUCACAUUUUGUUUUUUAGUUCUUAGCAAAGAAAACACUUGAAAUUACCAAAACCUUAACAAAACAUACAAAAAAUUUAUAAAAAAAAAAAGCAAAACAACUUAAAUUUAGUUAAAACAAUUUUUGUGAAUCUACAUUGUCUUUGUACCCAAUUUAAACGCGUGAUAUUUGCCGCAAAAUAUCACAAAAAUCUAUAAAUACGAAUAAUUAAGAAAUAUUAAAGUUUUCUUCUCAGCAUUUCGAAUGUUUUUUGUUUUUCUUCAUCCAUUGAACUUGUUUUUUUUUUUGUUUGUUUUCCUACUUUAUUUGCUAGAAUAAUUAAUCAAAGGCUGCAAAACAGUUGACAAUUUUACAGAAGAAUUCUCUGUCGAUAGCUAUUCUAAGGCUUUCAACACGAUUGAUUCUCUCCCUCUUUAAACACUCAAUCGAAUUGAGCUUGUGAUUUUCUUUUCUAUGAAAUGAAACCAUAUUUUUUUUCUACCUCAGAAAUGAAUCUAAUGAACUCUUCGUUUAAGAACUCAUUAGGUCGGAAAUUUAAUAUAUAUUUUUUAAAAAAUGAAAUCGUUUAUUUAUUCAAUGUCCAAUUAGUUCUCAAUUCAAGAACUCAAUGUGGGAUAUAUCUAUUCGCAGCCAUUAAUAAUAGAUUCCAAAUUAGCGAUUAACAUUUGAAAUUGAAUUUCCUUUCUCCUUUGUCGAAAUAUUCCAAUAGUUUAGUCUAUUUAUAGAUCGACAUUAAUACGGUUUUGCAGCCUUGUAACGAACCCAAAUUUGUUUAAGAAAUGCAAAGAACGAAUGUUAAGAAGAAGAACUACGUAGAACAGAGCGAAGAAGAAGAAGAAGAAGAUUCGUAGAGCAAAUCUACGCGCAUUUACACACACACAAGCAUAAAACAAAGGAAAUCAUUGAACAGAAUUACAAUACAAAAAUAUUUAACAAAAUACUUGAAAUACUUAUUAUAAAGAAUAUUGAAAUCAAAGAAAAAUAUAUUGUAUAUGAGAAUAUAUUUUUUUUCUAUUGUAUUUUAAGUGCGAGUAACUUAAAUUUAUAUAUGCAGCGUGCGGGAUGAUUUAAAGUGCAAGAAACAACAAAAAAAAAAAAACCUAAAACUAAAUCAAUAAAUAAAUCGAAUCUA